Molecule: messenger RNA, 3273 nt
Organism: Theobroma cacao (cacao)
Lineage: Eukaryota; Viridiplantae; Streptophyta; Magnoliopsida; Malvales; Malvaceae
Gene: IBS1
Product: Protein kinase superfamily protein
Biological process (GO): protein phosphorylation; positive regulation of transcription elongation by RNA polymerase II
Cellular component (GO): cyclin-dependent protein kinase holoenzyme complex; nucleus
Molecular function (GO): RNA polymerase II CTD heptapeptide repeat kinase activity; ATP binding
Source: RefSeq, a predicted model, not a curated record
UGGCAGCCAUUAUUUGUACUCACCCUGUGGAAUACAAACACAGAAUGAUACAAACUUCAUUAAACAGAGACUUGACAAAACAAAAUUUUACAGGGACAGACAGACAGACAGAAACAAGAAGAGAGAAUAUAGAGACUCCCAAGCAAACAAACAAAAAAAAGGGGAACGUUUCUUUUUCCCAUUUAAUUCCCUAGAAAUUUUGCUUCAAAAGGAGAACUUCAUCAAAAGGUUUUCAUUUCAAUCUUUCCGUUGAUUUCGGUAGCCUCACUGUUUUGUUUGCCAGCCACAUUAAAAACCCUUCUUUCUCUAUCCAUUAUCUUCCCCGCAAUUGGCGCUUCCCACAAAAAUAUAUACACAUACGUAUAUAAAUAUAAUUUUUGAAAGUGAAAGAAGAAAUUCUCCUAUCUUUGGAUGUUCAUUGUAUAAAAGGCUUCGUUUUCUGCUCUCUUUUGUUGCUUUCUUUCUAAGAAGAAAGGAUAGAGACGCAGAGACAGAGAGAAGCUGAAACUCCGUUUACAACUCACUCCCCCGUUGUGUUUGUUAAUUCUUGUUUUUUCCGGGUCCGCGCCAUAAAAAGAAAUCCCAGAAAGAAAGUUGGGAUCUUUUUGUUUUGUUCAUCACAUGAUCAACGGCCAUUGAUGGGUUGCGUGAGUUCGAAGCAGGCGGUGUCGGUGACGCCUGCUUUCGACCACUCCGGCGCCUUACGUGAAAAUGCGGGUGCCGGUAGCGUGGGGACCAAUUCGGGUCGGUCGCGGGUCGGGUUCUCGGAGCUUGAGAAGAAGAGGAGCAGCGGCGGCGGCGGUAGCAAGAAGAAGAAAAAGAAUAGUACUAGUGGCGGUGUGAGUGAUUUGGGUAGUGGGUGCGGUGGGUUGGGACUGAGUGGGAGCGAGUUGGGUGAGUCGGGUCGGGCGAGUUCGAGAUCCGACUCGUUGAGUUUGAGGUUGGGGAAUUUACAAAAGUAUAUAGAAGGCGAACACGUGGCAGCUGGGUGGCCUGCUUGGCUCAGUGCCGUCGCCGGUGAAGCUAUCCACGGUUGGGUCCCACUCAAGGCUGACUCUUUUGAGAAGCUUGAGAAGAUUGGACAAGGUACAUAUAGCACCGUUUUCCGAGCUCGAGACCUUGAGACUGGAAAGAUAGUUGCUCUGAAGAAGGUUCGGUUUGACAAUUUUGAGCCUGAGAGUGUUCGCUUCAUGGCAAGAGAGAUACUAAUUCUUCGAAGGCUUGACCAUCCAAACAUCAUAAAAUUGGAGGGGAUAAUUACUUCCAGAAUGUCAUGUAGCAUAUACCUUGUAUUUGAGUACAUGGAACAUGAUAUCACUGGACUUCUGUCUUGUCCUGACAUCAAGUUCAGCGAGUCACAGAUUAAAUGCUACGUGAAGCAGUUGUUAUCUGGACUUGAUCACUGCCAUUCACGAGGUAUAAUGCAUCGGGACAUUAAAGGAUCAAAUCUCCUUGUAAAUAAUGAAGGAAUCCUAAAAAUGGCCGAUUUUGGUUUGGCAAACUUCUGUGCUUCUGGGCAUAGGCAACCCUUAACAAGUCGUGUUGUUACCUUAUGGUACCGUCCUCCAGAACUUUUGUUGGGUUCUACAGAUUAUACAGCAGCUGUGGACCUUUGGAGUGUUGGCUGUGUAUUUGCUGAACUUCUCCUUGGGAAACCUAUCCUACAAGGGAGAACAGAGGUGGAACAACUGCAUAAAAUUUUCAAGCUUUGUGGGUCCCCACCCGACGAUUACUGGAAAAAAUCAAGACUUCCUCAUGCAACUCUAUUCAAACCACAACAACCUUAUGAUAGUUGUCUUCGGGAGACUUUUAAAGAUUUACCAGCAACUGCUGUGAACUUAAUAGAAACUUUGCUUUCAGUGGAGCCAUACAAGCGUGGGACUGCUUCCAGUGCUCUUGCAUCAGAGUAUUUCACAACAAAGCCAUAUGCAUGUGAUCCAUCAAGCUUGCCAGUAUAUCCACCUAGCAAAGAGAUUGAUGCAAAACAUCGUGAAGAGGCAAAGAGGAAAAAGAUAAGCGGAAGAGUUCGCGGUUCUGAAACAAGAAAGCCAAUUAGAAAACCCCAUGGAAUAAGUAAAUUGGCACCAGUUGAGGAUGCUGCUGCAGCUCAAACUCGAGGUUCUCAGAAAAUUAAUGGUAACCAUGUCCAUAACUCAAAGCAAAGAAAUGCUACUAUCAGCGACGGAGUGCCAAAUCCAUCUACUGAUGGAUUAGAAGAGGCUGCCCAUGUAAAGCAUGCAUCCCAAGGUGAUAUUCCUUAUUCUGGUCCAUUGCAAGUGUCCACAUCAAGUGGCUUUGCAUGGGCCAAAAGGCAAAAGGAUGAUGCAUCCAUAAGAUCACACAGCAGAUCUAUCUCAAGAGGUCACAUCUAUAAUUCUUUAGAACCUUCUGCUCAAUUAAAUGCAAGAAACAAUUUUGAUUCAAAACGACAUGAAAAUGGGGAUGUAAUAUAUGGAGGUCGCACCGAUUCUAGAGGCCAUGAUUCAUAUGAAGCUGCCAAGCGUGCUAUGCAGAAACAAUGGAGCCAGUUUGAGCGCCCAGAUUCGUUUGAUGCUUCUGAUGGUGGAUACCACUCGCAAGAGCUAUCAUUGGCACUUUAUCAAAGAGAGGAAAUGGCAGCCAAGAGAAAUAAUUUGGAUUACCAAGAUGAAGGGGACAAGGUUGAAUUUUCGGGCCCUUUGUUGUCUCAAUCACAUAGAGUUGAUGAACUCUUAGAACGACAUGAGCGACAGAUCCGCCAAGCAAUUCGAAAGUCAUGGUUCCAAAGAGGUAAAAAACAUGGGAAGUAAUCUUCAGAUAUUCUUAUGUCUAAGGCUCAGUUAAGAAGAAGCUUCUGGCCAGAGGCAGCCAUUCAGGAUCCUAGGCCCCAAGGCAAAAGUGAUAAGUUGGCUGCCAUGCCCAUCAAAAUAACGACAUCAAGUUGAAGCUUCUGCACAAAAGCAGUGAAGAACAAAACUGAGAAACUACAAUAUAAUGGUACGGCUGCAUGUUACUAUUCAUAGAGCUCUAAGGAAGGAGGAAAGGAAGAGGGCCCUGGGUGGCUGCUCAGUCUCUUUCUGCAAAGAGCCAUGAUUGUUUUUUUCCCUUUCAAUUGAAGUUUUCAUCUCACUUCCUUUUUGGUUCCAUACUUUCCCCUCAUCAAGUCUGACCCCACUAUGUAUAGGUUAUUAGCAAUUGAUUGUGAGAGUAGUCUUGUAUAUGAUCACGGUUCAUAAGGCUUAUCAAUAUCUGGAUUCUUCUUUCUCAUAUCUGAAGUUCGGUGUUGCUUUGGUA